AUGCCAUCGCUUCUAGAGGUACUUUCGAGGCCCAAUGUUGCAGUUGCAAAUUACGCCAUCAAAGGACCCAACACCAGUGCCGACGAAGACGUUAAUGUUGAAAAUUGGACUCCUUGGACUGACUUCAACCUAUGCAUCUGCAAUGAGGCUACCUUUGAUGAUCUUUUGCGUCGCUUCGUGAUCCCCGUGGUCAAUUAUGCCCUAUCAAACCAACCCGGCUCAUGCCAUUACGGACGGGGAACUAGAUGUUUUUCGAGGCAUCAGCCAGAUUGGUCUGUGAUAUCGAGCACAUGGGUUGUGGAGAAGGGAUAUCUCAAUGUUCUACCUGGAGAUACGAAACUUGAUGCAAAGUGGCGGCCUUCUAUGAUCCACGAAGCCAAAAAUUUUGAAGAAUGGCAAAAGGUUAUGCACCAAGUUGUCUCAUAUAUGAUGAAAGAAGAAAAUCGAUAUGGGUUCAUUAUAACGGAUACCAACAUGGUUGCUUUGAGACUGACUCGCAGGCCUGUGGAAAGUGGCAUUGCCGCAGAUCGGCCCCGUCGUGAUAACGUCCCUGGUCACCAAAGGCACAUUUCCGAUACUUCCAUGGCGGAGCUUGAAAGCUCAUUCAUUGAUGAAGAAGCUACAAAUUGGGACUACUAUCCUCCAGAAUAUGCCAUCAUUCCCUGGGAUGUCCAUGGGCCGGGCAAGCUCACCAUCAAACUCGCGUUGUGGUGCCUGGCGAUGAUGGCGGCAAAUGGCCACAGAUAUAUUGCCUACUCGUACCCUGACCUGGAUUCCUGGAGACAAGGAUAUAAUGGUGGAUACGUGCACAACACAUCCGGUGCUACCUUGUCAACCCUUGUAGAAGGCCAUCGCUACGAAGAGCCGGACCUAGAAGGGCGCGCCAUUGAUGUUGCCGAUGAUGAUGAUGGCGAUGAACUUGAAAGGAACAGCGAUGGACAAGAAUAUGACAAGGGAGAGAGUGAGCACGGAGGUUCAUUCGAAGAUGAGGAUGACUCGGAGACGAUAAUUCCUACCCGACUUAAGGGUGGUGACGCAGAUUGA
Trichoderma virens Gv29-8 is the source of this 1044-nucleotide messenger RNA. RefSeq lists its product as uncharacterized. The transcript is spliced from 2 exons. The coding region runs from base 1 to 1044 and encodes 347 amino acids. NCBI's taxonomy places the organism in Eukaryota, Fungi, Ascomycota, Sordariomycetes, Hypocreales, Hypocreaceae. The record is from RefSeq and is a predicted model, not a curated record.